This is a messenger RNA of Aureobasidium melanogenum CBS 110374, 774 nucleotides long. RefSeq lists its product as uncharacterized. The transcript is spliced from 3 exons. Bases 1 to 774 code for a protein of 257 amino acids. The record is from RefSeq and is a predicted model, not a curated record. NCBI's taxonomy places the organism in Eukaryota, Fungi, Ascomycota, Dothideomycetes, Dothideales, Saccotheciaceae.
AUGACUAGUACUAUCAACUUUUCGGACGUUUACACUUACGACCAAAGACACCCCGACAGUCUUCCUCAGAUGAUAUUGUGGAGCAACCCUCAGUCCUUCUACCCGCAAUACUCGCUACCGAUUCCUGACUCUAUGCUCGAUUCAUAUUCCUGCGCUCCCAACUUGUAUCCACAGUCAAACUUCCAGAAUCUCCCGAUCAACCAGUAUUCGUAUCAGUCUCCGUACCAUCAUACGUGGCAGUCGCUCUUCCACUCUAGCCAGGGAGGCGCCCAAGGUGCGGCAUGGCCUCCGGCUUAUGGCGUAGAUCUCGACACAGGGCUUACCACCGACCCCACGUCUUACCAGAUGCCGGGAAUGUACGGUCAAGUAGUGGACCAAGCUCCACCUAUGAGUGCUUCGACAGACUCGUCUGGCAGCCCUCAGCAACUUCUAUUGGCUGAGGCAGGAAGCACAAGGACCGCAUCACCAGCGGCCAUAGGGACCGCCGAGGAUCCGAUCACCCACAUGUGCGACGCCUUGUGCCAAACUCAGGAACGAGGCAGCAAGAAUACACUCGUGUCGAGCCUCAAGAACAAGCCGAGCUCGAUGAAAGUCAGUUUUCGGUUCGUGAUUGAAAGUCCUGCGGGUCAGGAGGCAGAUUGGGAGACGAGUCGAGAGGCCCAGUUCGAAGAACCUGCCCAGCAGCCGUGGGAACAAGCCAGAUGCAUCGUUCACGAAGAUCCAGACGAGCCACCGGAGGAAGCCUUGACCAUCAGAGUCUUGUGCGAUAAGUAG